AUGGCUACACAUCCACAUUCCUCAUUGACAACAACUGAAUUAUCCGAAACGAUUGAUCCUUUUAAAAUUCAAAAAUUGAACAUAAAUGAAAAUAUAUUCGUUUCACUUGAUCCUUAUAGGUAUCAUUAUGCAUUAGUAGAAUCACAAUUGAAAUCAGCUCAUAAUCGAUUGAAAUCAUAUGAUAAUCCAUCGGAAUGUAAACGAUUCAUUCAGGAGCAUCCAAAUGAAAAAAUUAUUCUAUCGGUUGUUCUGUGCACAGUUGAGCCAGACGAAUUACUGACAAAUGAGAUCGAUAAACAUACUGAACUCGAAAAUGAUAAACGAGCAUUUAUCAUUCACUUUUAUAAAACUUUAUUACGUAUGGAAACUACCGAUGAAGAUCAUCAUGAACUUAUUAAUAUGUGCCGUAAAAUGUAUGCUGAUGACAAAUUUGAGCUUCAAAACAUUGAAAAAUUCGAGCGUGAAUAUAAGCGGGAAAGUGCUAUUACAUGGUAUACAAGAGAAACUUUCGUUUAUCGACAACUCAAUAAAGCUUUACGUAGUGGAAAAUUUGAGAUGCUCUUUGCUUUUCGUUUUUUGAUUAAAGAUAUUUAUGAACAGCUGAAAAUGGAAUACGAGCAACAACAAGAGUGGUUAGAUUCUAUCCGCCUUUAUCAUGGACAAAGUGUAUCUGCAGGGGAAUUGACACAAUUACAAAAUACUAUUGGUCACUAUAUUUCUUUCGAUUCUUUUCUAUCUGCAACAAAAUCUGAACAACUGGCUCUGAUUUAUUCUGAUGAGAACAACAUUACGAACACUACGCAGUCAGUGGUAUUCAAUAUCUUAGUUGAGCCAUCUCGUCUUCAGUCAUCAAAGCCGUUUGCCUCUAUUUCUCACCUUAGUCAUUUUGGUUCUGCCGAAGAGGAGUAUCUAAUUAUGUUAGGCGCAAUAUUUUACAUUGUCGACGUUAGCAGAGAUAAUGAUGAUAAAAGGUGGAUUGUAUAUCUUCGUCUAUGUAAUGAAAAUGAGCAUGAACUGCACGAACUUUAUCAGCAUCUGUCAGCAGACUUACCGAAAGAAACUAAUCUAGCAGAUUUAGGCGAUCUCUGUCAGAAAAUGGGACAGGAUGAUACAGCUGAAAUAUUCUACGGACGUUGUAUAACCGGAAAAUUCAUGAGUGCAACUGCUUUAAGUCGCUGCUUUGUUGGAUUAGGAAAUAUAGCACGAGAAAAAGGCGAUUAUAAUUUAGCAAUCAAUUAUCAUCAAAGAACACUUGAUCUUCUAUCGACAACACAUGGAUCAGACGACCGUUUAUUUCUCAUAAAUAGCAAUUUGGCUUUGGUUUAUUGUGAUAAAGGCAAUUAUGAUUUAGCUAUAGAAUGCCUUGAAAAAGCUGUAUCUGUUGCGGUUCAAAUUUAUGGAGAAAAUAGUCAGCAACUGGAUGGUUUGUACACUAAUUUAGGUAUCGCUCAUUCGAAAAAAAUGAACUAUGAGAAGGCAUUCGAAUAUUUUAGAAAAUCAUUAGAGCUUAAGCGAAAUCGAUUACCAGAGAAUCAUCCUGAACGGGCUGCUUUAGAUGUGAAUGUUGCUAAUGUGCAUAAUACACUCCACGAAUACGAUGUCGGUCUAAUUUAUUAUGAAAAAGCAUUAAACAAUUGGUCAAAGACUUUACCAAAGAAUCAUCCAGAUCUUGCUACACUCUACUUCAAUAUCGGUACAUUAUACGAAAGUAUGGAAAAGUUCGAAAUUGCUUUAAAAAACUAUCGAAAAGCAGCCGAGGUUUAUGAAAAUUUAAAUUCAGCAAAUCCCAAGCAUAUAGGUCAGAGUGCUGCUAAGGAGAAAAUUAAAGAUGUAACCGUAUUAUUGCUCUUAGAAAAGUUUAUUGCAGACGAAACUAACUCAUUUAAUUCUAAACUUUUCUCACAACGAAACGAUCAAAAUUUUGAAUCUUUUGCUUUACUAUGGAUCGAUACUAAUGUUAGUCAAAAUCCAGAUUCUAAUCAAAUGUUCAGACAAAUCAAAAAUAUCAUCAACUGGCUAAAGCUUUAUGAUAAUACAGAGAAAUGUGAACAAUAUAUUUUGGAAUCAAAAAAAGAUGAAGAAAUAGUAUUAAUUGUGAGCACUGAUUUGGCAUCUCAGCUUAUUCCACGUAUACAUCAUUUUCCGCAAAUUGUAAUUGUUUACAUUUACGGUGUCAGUGGAUCGUGUAAUCAACAUGGAAUUACUCAUUAUCAAAAAGUUAAGGCCUUCGAUUCCCUCUCAAGUCAAGUGAUUGCUACGGUAGAAGAAGAUCAGAAACGACGUGAGAAUAUAGAAGAGCCCAUUUGUAUCAAAUUUUUACAAAGCAGCAAUGGAUCGUUCACGUGGUUUCUGUUGAUUCUUGAAAUCUUAUUAAGAAUGGAAAAUUCAAAUGAAGAGAAAGAGAAAGUGGAGUUGUUUGAUAUUUGUCUCCGUCUUUAUUACGAUAAUACUCCUCAGUUAGAAUUUAUUAACGAAUUUCAAGCUAGUUACUCUUCAGAAAGAGCCAUAUGGUGGUACAAAAGAAAUAUGUGUUUAACUCGAAUGUUAAAUAAAGCCUUACGAACAGAAGACUUGGAAAUGUUAGUGGCUUUUCGCUUUUUCAUCAAACAUCUUUAUCAACAGUUGAAUUAUGAACAUCGACGACAGUCCUUUCAAUCAUUAUUUCAUGUUUAUUUUGGAAAAAUGAUAACAAAGGAAGAAGUUGAACAUUUACAGAUGGCUAAAGGGCAAAUAAUUUCUAUUAACGCAUUUUUGUCGACCAUCAAAAAUAAAUUACUCGUGCUACGAUCUUUAUAUUCCAGCUCGAAGAAUGGAUCAAAAGAAUCGGUUUUGUUCGAUAUUAAAGUAGCUACUAGUUGUGAAUUAGUCAAACCAUUUGCAUCAAUUUCGCAUCUACUGUCUGAUGACACUAUCGAAGAAAUUUUAUUCAUGGCGGGGACUGUAUUUCAUUUGAUUGAUAUUAAGAAAGACAGUAAGACAGACAUCUGGAUUGUGAAACUUGGAUUAUGUGACGAAAAUGCAAGUGAAUUGAAUAGUGUAUAUUCACAUAUGAAAAGUAAUUUGGAAGAGGAAACUAAUUUAGGUAGUUUAGGCAAAUUAUUAAGAGAAAUGGAACAAUUUGAUAAAGCUACAUUUUUUUACAAACGCUUCCUUACAACUCUAAAUUCGUAUAAAGUUGGUUUUAUUACGGAUUGUAUUAAUGGAUUAGGAAAUAUAGCACUUGCAAGAUCUGAUCAUGAAAUGGCUCUUCAUUAUCAUAAAAAAUCAAUUGAAAUUGAAUCUGCAAAAUCGAUACAAUCUCAGAUAGCUUUUGCAGCUUCCUUUGGAAAUUUAGCUAUUGCAUACAGAAUGAAAGAUGAUUAUGAUUUGGCUAUUAGUUGGUCUGAAAAGGCGUUGUUAAUUUAUAGAAAGAAUGAGAGUGAAAAUCGAAGACAAAUCGGAGACAUAUACUUAAAUCUUGGCAAUACGUAUAAAGCAAAAAUGAACUAUAGUGAAGCAAUAAACUACUAUAAAAAGUCGUUGGCUAUCUUUGAAUGUAUCUUACCAGAAUAUCAUCCGAAUUUAGCUAAUCUAUAUUCAAAUCUUGGAUCUGUAUACUUUAUUUUGAACGACUAUACUCAGACUAUAGUUCAUUAUGCAAUAGCUCUUAAUAUUUAUAAAAACAAUUUUUCACCUUAUUCUCCACAAAUCGCUUCGAUUUAUCAGGAUAUCGGUACGACGUAUGAAAAGAUGGAAAAUACUAAUUUAGUCCAAAAAUAUUGUAAUACUGAAGAGCAAAAGAAAAUAUUCUUAGCUAAAGAGAUUUACAAAUAUGUUUAUUCAUUAGAUUAA
This is a messenger RNA of Didymodactylos carnosus, 3831 nucleotides long. Lineage: Eukaryota; Metazoa; Rotifera; Eurotatoria; Philodinida; Philodinidae. The record is from the annotation of a GenBank genome assembly.